CCCUCCUAGAGGACAGGGCGAUGCGGAGACAAUAGGACGCAGAGCCGGAGGAGGCUGCAGGGAUGCUCGGCUCCACAUCCACCGCCGCACCGCUGCUCGGAGCUUUCCCCCAGGAGGACACCCGCUCACACAGGCGCUUCUCCCCGCUCACCUGGCCUUAGUAUGCGCUCCUGUCAUCCCGUGUGUUUACGAGCUGCCUGGGCUGACAGGGGCGGACUCCACAGCCACCAUAUGGGAACCAACUGAAUGUGACACCAGCUGUUAGCUGCCACUGCUCUCAUCCUGCCCUGAGCAUCCAUCCCCCAGUUUGAGUCGCCUCUUCCAUCCCCUGAAACAACAUGAGUUCCUCUCCACUGGUGUCAAGAGCCAACAUGGACAUCCUGGAUGAACUGCAGCUCAUUGCAGCCCAGAACCUGGAAAGACUGGAGGUCAACAAGUACUAUGAAGUGAUCAGGGAGCUGGGCAAAGGCACCUAUGGCAAAGUGGACCUGGUCAUCCAUAAGAUCAGAGGUACAAAAAUGGCGCUGAAGUUCCUGAAGAAAAAGACAACUAAGCUGAAGUCAUUUCUGCGGGAGUACAGCAUCUCCCUCUACCUGUCUCCCUGCCCUUUCAUCAUCAACAUGUUUGGCAUCGCCUUCGAGACUGACGAGUACUACGUGUUUGCACAGGAAUACGCUCUGGCAGGCGACCUCUUCGAUAUCAUUCCACCACAGGUCGGUCUUCCCGAGGCAGUAGCAAAGCGUUGUGUGCACCAAGUGGCCAUUGCUCUGGACUACCUGCACUGUAAGAAGUUGGUCCACAGGGACAUCAAACCUGAAAACAUCCUCAUUUUUGACCGAGAGUGCCGCAAAGUCAAGCUCUCUGACUUCGGCAUGACCCGCCGUGCUGGCUCACCUGUGAAAAGAGUGAGCGGCACCAUCCCCUACACAGCCCCGGAGCUCUGUGACGUGACCCGGCAUGAGGGUUUCUGCGUGGACUACAGCACUGAUGUGUGGGCGUUCGGCGUGCUGCUCUUCUGCAUGCUGACUGGCAACUUCCCCUGGGAGAAGGCGCUGCCGUCCGACUCCUUCUACCAGGAGUUCAUCCGUUGGCAGAGGAGGAGGACGAACACGGUGCCGUCCCAGUGGAGGCGUUUCACGGAGCAGGCCCUUCGCAUGUUCCGCCGGCUGCUCUCGGUGGAGCAGGACCGCCGCUGCUCCGUCAAAGAAGUGUUCGGGUACUUCAGCCACUCCUGGAUGCUGGACGGGGAGAACAACAACAACAACGGCAACUUGGGAGGAAACGGAGAAAGAGUUGGAGGAGGAGGCGGAGGUGGUGGUGGUGGCGGUGGUGGUGGUGGUGGAGGAGGAGGAGGAGGAGGCGGGGGGCGGGGAGAGGUGGAAGGCACUAUCUCGUCAUCGUCUUCAGGAGAGGAGGAUGAGGAGCUUCUGGUGGAGAGGAUGAAGCAGCAGACUCUGUCCCCACUAUCCCCACUGUCCCCCCUGUCCCCCAUGUCUCCGGUGGCGGUGGAACGAGGGAGCGGAGGCGGUGGCAGCGCUAAAGGCGGGAUGAUAGAAACGACCAACGGCCACCACUUUGUAUCCGUCUCCACCAACAGCUCCGUGUCGUCCACCAACAGUUACGAACGAAUGCCACGAGAAAACAGUUCGCCGGGCGGCCGCAUGCUAGUGCCAACGCCCAUAGAGAUCUGCGUCUGAACCCGUCAGAACGCUUAUAAGUCACAAACUCACACCAACCAACACACUUUUAUACCUCUCAUCCAACCACAUAGAUGUGCAUGCAUGGAAAACAAAAAAACAGACAGUGAUUACUAACACGUAUCUGUCGUAAACAUCUCGGGAGAGGAAGAGCACACCCAAUGAAAGUCUUUGUAGAACCUCAUGAGGUACAGUUUUCAGUUACACUACUGCAAACAGCCCAGAAGAAGCCCCAUUUACAUAUUGAAUUUAAUGAACUGACUACAAACCCAGUGGAAAAGUAAAAAAAAAUAAAUAAAUAAAAAAAUUGCUUCCAUUAGAGUUCAAAUCAUCUGAAAAGAAGACCAAAAUCCAUUUCUUAAAGCAAUACUUUCAGCAAAAAAAGAAGAAAAAAAAGCAAAUAGAAAUUGGAAGGUGGAUAUCUGCCCUCUUCAAGAUGUGUCCUUAUGGCAUUUUUGUUGAAGCCAAGAGACAAAGAGAAGCUGUACUGAUUUGUAUUUUUCAAGCUGAUGUAAAAAAAAAAGAUCAAGGAAUUACCUUGUAUGAUGAAAAUGAGCAGGCGGUGGUUUUAAUGUUUCAUGUGUAAAAAAAAAAGAAAAAAUGUGAAAGUGCGAGUGUGCUUGUUUCACUGUGCAUUCUGUGUGUAUGAACCCUCAAGUGGAUUUAACUGCUUUGAAAAUUUUCUUAUUUAUUUUAAUCUAAAAAAAAAAUAACUACACCCUGUUUUUUUUUUCUUUUGUUUGUUUUCUAAUUCUGUUUUUUUGGUGUGUGUGCUUGUAAAGUAGCUUCCAUUGUUUUCUGGCAUAACAGUGCUGGAACACAUUUGUUUGGCUGCUGUACAUAUAAGUAUCGACAAAAGAACAUUACAUCUUAUUUUCGAGAGGUAAUUUUCAGAGGGAAUCGUCCACAAACCACUGUUUCCCUUAGAGAAUGCUUAUGAUGUCCUGUUAUUCAUGUCAAACAUAUCUACUUCACAGUUUAAAGACUAUUUUCUACUCACUCUUUCAGUUCAGUUUGUACAGCUACAUUUUCUUUUGAAACUUUUAGCGAAAAAGCGUUGUCUGAAAAGAAAAUAACCAUUUAGCAUCGUCAAUUUAAACUGAAAAAAAAAAAAAUCAGAUGAGAACUAAUCACCUUUUAUAAAUUGCAUGAUAAGUAGAUCAAAUUUACCCUAAGAAAAUCUGAACCGGCUUUACAAAAAUACGAGGAAAAAAAAAAGGA
Sphaeramia orbicularis (orbiculate cardinalfish) is the source of this 2918-nucleotide messenger RNA. RefSeq names its product brain specific kinase 146 (gene bsk146). Lineage: Eukaryota; Metazoa; Chordata; Actinopteri; Kurtiformes; Apogonidae. The record is from RefSeq and is a predicted model, not a curated record. The transcript has 5 exons. Gene Ontology annotation, molecular function: protein serine/threonine kinase activity; ATP binding. Gene Ontology annotation, biological process: protein phosphorylation. Bases 339 to 1697 code for a protein of 452 amino acids.